ACAAAACUGCUUUCCGAUGUAUUGUACAAUCUAGCGCACAAGAACUUCUAAAUGGCAAGGAAACAGACCCUGGUCCUUGUGAUGAUUGUUGUUAUCUACUGCCACGCCCGUUUACAGGACAGCUACUCAAAGUUACAAUAUGGACACAGACUGGAUAGAAAGAUGAUAGAUUCUUUUGUUAAUUUCAGUAUUUUAGACUGUGCCGAGGAGUGUUUGAGAACAACACGGUGUAAAUCUGUGAGUUAUUACAAAGGAACAAAUUAUUGUGAAACAAACUAUGAAAAUAAAUCUUCAGCCAGUGACAGAUUUUUGGAAAGUCCGGGGUGGAUCUACAGUGAAAAGGAGGAUUGGGAUAUUGAUAUUGUAUCUUCGUGUUCGGCAUCAAAUUGUUCCAUCAAUGAAAAAUGCAAAUCAUUACCAAUGGGCAAGUUUAAAUGCGUUUUAUCAGAUUGUGGCAUUCCAUCCCAGUUGGGAGUGAAUCUGAGCAGCGUCGGUAGAUGGGAAGGGAUUGGGAUUGGAAGACAUAUGGAACUUGAAUGUUUCCAAAAUUACAAGCAGAAUGGUUCACGGGUGUUCAGAUGCCAGACAAACGGACAGUGGAUAACUGACUUGAUAUGUGAAAAACAUUGA
Messenger RNA from Ostrea edulis (European flat oyster), 630 nucleotides. RefSeq lists its product as uncharacterized. NCBI's taxonomy places the organism in Eukaryota, Metazoa, Mollusca, Bivalvia, Ostreida, Ostreidae. The transcript is spliced from 4 exons. The coding region runs from base 52 to 630 and encodes 192 amino acids. The record is from RefSeq and is a predicted model, not a curated record.